UACAUCCCCUGACUGACAGCACCAAAAUGAGUAGUUUCCGUCUUUCCGGUUGUUAGCGAGUUUUGCCAUUUGGCGCAUGUGUUUUAGGACUUAAUCUCUAUUCUAUGGUAUAAAUGAACAGAACUGUAAAAGCAACAAGUAAUAUUUUUAUAUCGCCACUAUGGCGAGUGGUGGCCGUAAACGACGCCUUGCCUGUACGUUAGACGGUGAUGUCUUGGAGAAACUUUCAAUGAAGUUGAAUCCUCGAAUGCUCAUGAAAGACUACCAAUCAUUAGCUGGACGUUUUAAAUAUACCUAUGAUUACAUUUUGAAUUUUGCUCGUGAGAGAGAUCCAACUUUGGCGUUGUUAAAUCAUUGGUGGACGGCCAAACGAGGAAAAGAAAAAACCGUUUCUGUAUUGAUUGAACAUCUUUCAGCAAUGGAAAGGGACGAUUGUGUGGAGUUAUUACAACCUUAUGAAUUUUAUUCUUCACAUGAAGCACUGGAACUUGACGAAAGACCUGUCAUUCCUGGUGCACCUGACAUGAACAUCAACCCCUAUAACCCACACUUUCCUGCAUACGAACAUAACCAGCAGACGUCUAAUUGUACGUAUGAAUUGCAAACUUCACCAAAUCAUCCCAUUCAAUAUGAGGAUCCUCUGAAAAAUGCAAGUGCACCAGAAGUUAGUCUGAUUGACUGCAAUGAAAAUCAUUCGUUUCCUUUUGAUGAACUCAAUCAGAGAAUGGCCACCAUGCAAUUGGUUCAACAUAGCAACAAUAAUUUUUCUUUAGAUGAACCAGCAAUGAAGACAUUGACUACUACAAAUGUUCAUUACCCUCAAAGUUCCUCUAGUUCAAUGGACAGUUUACAAUUUGAAAAGCAUUUCUUGGAGUAUGAAAAUGUAGAAGGAGUGGCCUCCAGACAACCACGUGACGAAGCAUCUUUGGACCCAGCAAAGCAUGAUGACUCAAUGGGAAUGUGUAGGCCUGGAGGACAUUACACAAGGACAAGUGCAUAUUCAAAGGUUUUUUCAGGAACUAGUAUUGAUUACGAAAGAAGAAUACCAGCAGAAUCCAAUUCUGUAACAGUUGCUGCAGAUAAAGUUGCCUUAGUUAUUGGUAAUCAGGAUUACGCACAUCACAAGUUGCAAGGGUUGUUCUACCCUGAAAAAGAUGCUCAUGACGUAACUGAUGCCCUUAGAAGGUUACAAUUUAAAGUUAUUUCUCUGGUGAAUUUGACUUUGAGUGAAAUGAGAACGGCCAUGUUAGCGUUUUGUUGUUUACUAGGUCGCGGAGUUUAUGGUGUUGUGUAUUACGCUGGUCAUGCCUAUGAGGACAAUGGGGAAAAUUACUUAUUACCCGUUGAUUCGGAUCUCAAAUAUAAUCGAGACCAAAGUUUACGUAUUCAGGAAAUACUUGAAGAGAUGCAACAAUGUGACACUUCUUUAAAUCUCCUCAUAGUUGACGCUUGUCGCGUGAGUUUACCUAACAAAUCUGGCAUAAACAUACCCCGCAUCAAACGAAGUGCCCGAGGAAACAAUAUAUUUGCUUAUUCUUGUUGCAGCCAACAAGAAUGUUUGGAAGAAGCUAACUUUCUCAAUGGCAUGUAUUGCUCUCUUUUGUUGGAAAGAUUAUGUGAAAAUCGUAGGAUUGAAAGUAUUUUAAUGGACGUUGCUACAGACUAUUCGCGAAAGUUUACUCUUUCUCAGCGACCAUGUUUGGAGACAGAUGCGAUGACUGAUUUCAGACUAACUGAUCCCAUACAAUCUGGAAUAAUGGAGGAGGAGUUUGAAAACCGUUGCCAUCGCUGGUUGGAAGCUCAGCGUGAACCGAGGGAAUUUUCUGUUUCGGCAGCAAGCCUUCAGAUCUCAUUGCGUUUUCAAGCUCGUUUCAGCAACAUCCUUCAAAUUUGUGUGACUACGGAAAAGAAGCUUGAAAAUGUGAUUGACGAGUUUCAUCUGUCACUGGAGGCAGUUCAUCCUUUACGGUGUGUGUUGAAGGCGUGUGAACGAACCACAACUGAUAGCGUCAUUUGCUCCCAGGUGUUUGAGCUUCAAAACAUUCAAAAGCACAUCAAACUUCCGGGCUCUGUCAUACUCACCCUCAACGCGAUGUUUAAAGAAAACAGCAAACUUUGUCAUUAUAAUAAGGAGUUUGAUCUUGGAUGGCCUUUGGUUUCUUCUAUCACGUGUUUAUGGGAUCGUUGGUUAAAUGGUGAUCAAUGCAAGAGCACUACUGUAUAGAAUGUUCAGGUCAUAUAUUGUGGCAAGAUUACGUCACUUAUAGGAUGAGAGGAGGAUAGGCAGGUUGCAGCGAGAAAUUUUGAUUUACAGUACUGUGUGUUUCAUUUUGUACACGUGAUCGUAAGUUUUCUACACGUGAUCAUCAAUUUACUUGAUUUGUAUAAGGUACAUAAAAUAUCAAAGUAAUUAUGUCUGAGUGAGAAUUUCCACAAAUAAUCUCAUCUAUACAUAUUACUUUAAGCACCAAGUUCAGCUUUAAAGCAUUUUAAUGGAACUACGGCAUGACUAACCUUGGACAAAAAUUAUCAAAAAAUUAUCUAGAUGAUUUUUAGAAUAUAUUUGGUCAGCGAUUAUGCUUAAACAAAUGUCAUUUGUCCAAGUUUACGUUCAACUGUACUCGAUGUUUUAUAAUUACACAUGUAGAAUGACCAUUUUACAUUUGUAUAAAAAAGGUGUAGGUUUGUGAGUGUAAAUGUAUAUGCGUGUAUUUGUAUGAAUAUGUAUAUGUAUGUAUGUUUAUGUAUAUGUAUGUAUGUUUAUGUAUACGUAGGUAUGUGUAUGUGUGUGUGUGUACACAAAUAUGUGUAACGCAUAUUCUAUAAUUUAGAAAAAUUUAGUUGAUGACUGGUCAUAGUUUAUCAAUGGUAUCCAUUGAAAUUUGUAAAUAAUGAAGAUAUAUUAUUUUAAGAUAUAUUUAUAUUCUAUACAUUAGAAGUAUAUUGUAUGGUUGAACAGAUUCAUCUAUGUAGAGAAGACGAUGUUCUUUGACAUUGACCUCAUGUGGGAUUUCAAAUAUUUUACAUAUACAAUCCAAGAGACUGGGGAAUAAUAUUUAUUUAAAGUUCUAUGGCAGUUUUUGCACCAUCUUUCAUAACUGCACGAUUUUCAUAGUCACGAAGACUAUUUGUGAAUAAGUAUAAAGUGCUUUUCUCUAUGGGUAGAGUAAAAGCUACCCAUUCAGGUCCUUGUCCAAAGAAUGAUGCAGGGAUUCGUUGUUCGAAGUUUGAAUGGCGCAUAUUUUGAAGAGGUGUGAAAUCUUUUGCUUUAAAGCUUUUGUUGUCUUACGGAGGAAGUAAUGAUGUAAAAUUAUAGAUAAGAAAAAAAUUUGUUUCAGAAUGUUCAGCAUAUAAGUACAUGAAACUCGAAAUUGAUGAUAUCGACAAGAAAGCGUUAAAACUUUGAACAAGGAACUCCUGUAUGUUUUUACCAUUACUAGCUAUGUUUUAAGGGCAAAAUUAGUAUUUACUUCAACUCUUUUUAAGAGCAAGGCUGAAAAUUUCAAAUAAAAUUAUUUACAUUGAA
Molecule: messenger RNA, 3526 nt
Organism: Xenia sp. Carnegie-2017
Lineage: Eukaryota; Metazoa; Cnidaria; Anthozoa; Malacalcyonacea; Xeniidae
Exons: 16
Coding region: 161-2224 (687 amino acids)
Biological process (GO): proteolysis; signal transduction
Molecular function (GO): protein binding; cysteine-type endopeptidase activity
Source: RefSeq, a predicted model, not a curated record